GUUCUGUGGUGAUAGUAGUGAAUCGUUUGUUUUGUCUGUUCGUUAAAUUCUUGUGUUUCUUCAAAAUUUUAGUGAAAACAUAGUUAAAAAAUGGUAAAACGCAAAGCCAUGAUCGAGAGUGACUCCAGUGAAAACUCCGAUAGCGAUUUGGACUCGGAGUUCUUAGGCCUGGCAAAGAAGAAAAACAAAAAGAACGCGUCUCCUAGGCAGAAAUCUAGUUCGGAUGCUUCGAGCGGAUCAGAAAGUGAAAUAGAAAUGAAAAACUCGAAGAAAAAGGUAAAAAAAGACUCUGCCGCAUCAGAUUCAGAGGCGGAGGACGUAAAAGGUCCCUCCAAAAAUGACAAGGCAUCGGAAAAGAGCAAUUCUGAGCCUGAGGAAGGUGAAGUAUCGGAUUCAAGUAGCUCAGAGGAAGAGUUUAACGAUGGUUAUGAUGACCAGCUCAUGGGCGAUGAAGAAGAUAGAGCGCGAUUAGCCAGUCUCACCGAAAAAGAGAGAGAAACUGAAAUUUUCAAGCGUAUAGAACAAAGAGAAAUGAUGAGAACCAGAUUUGAAAUUGAGAAGAAACUGAGACAGCAGAAAAAGCUAGAAAGGGCCAGAGACAAACCAUUUUCAAAGCCCAAAGAUAAAGAUAAGGAAAAAGUCAAUAAGAAAAAGGAGGAAAAAAUUGUCCAGGAAAAAGUUAAAGUUAAGGAAGUAGAGAAAAAAGUUGAGGAACCGGAUACCAGCAAGUUGCAGACGGAUUUUACUUCGAUAGACCAUAAGGAGCGUAGCAAGGAACGAAAGAAGAAUAUUGAGGAGAACAGAGGCAAAGCUGAAAAUAAAAGGGUGAACGCUAUGGCAGAACUGAAGGCGCGGCGCGAGGGCAAACAGAAGCGUGAAGAGGCCGAAGAAGAACGUAAAAGAAAGGAAGAAGAAAAGAAGAGACAGGAAGAGGAGGAAUCGGAGCUGCUUUCCAAGAAAAACGAGACCAAACUCAAAGCCUCUGACAUUUACUCGGAUGACAGCGACAGCGACAACGCGGAGGAGGGCGAACGAAGCUCUCCGGUGGCCAGGGAGAAGGCCAGGUCCAGGUCCAGAUCGAGGUCCGGCUCCAGGUCGAGGUCGUCCAGCUCCAGUUCGAGCAGUAGCGAUAACGAGCGGGAGGAGGAGAAAAAGCCGGCGUACGUGCCAACGAAAAACGAUCUGAACUCUAUUAGGCUUUCUAGACACAAACUCGAACGCUUCGUGCACAUGCCGUACUUCGACAAAAUAGCCAAGGGCUGUUUCAUCAAAGUGGGAAUAGGCCAAAACAACGGCACUUCCGUAUACAGGGCGGCCGAAGUGGUUGGCGUGUACGAAACGGCAAAAAUCUACCAGUUGGGCAGCACGAGAACGAACAAAGGUCUGAAAGUGAGACACGGUGCGCAGGAGAGGGUGUUUCGGUUGGAGUUCGUUUCCAACCAGGAGUUCUCGGAGGGAGAGUUUCAGAAUUGGUUGAAAGCUACUUACGCCGCCAACCACGACCUUCCGUCCAAGGGGCACAUCGAUCAGAAGCAGGCCGACAUCAAGGAGGCCAUCAGCUACGAGUUUAACGAACAAGACGUCGAAAGAAUUAUUAAAGAAAAGGAACGGUUUAAGCCCAACCCACACAACUACGCCAUGAAAAAGACGGAACUGAUGAAAGAAAGGGACGCGGCUUUAGCUAGAGGCGACGAUGACAUUGCCAGAGAAAUGAGCGACAAAUUAUCACAAUUAGAAGAAAGGGCUUCUGAAUUGGACAAGAUGCGUACUUCCACGAUAUCGAGUAUUUCCUACAUAAACGAUAGGAACAGGAAAAGGAACGUGGAAGAAGCAGAAAAAGCAAUUAUUGCAGAAGUUAGAGCCAAUAAAGGCAAAAAGGUUGACGAUCCGUUCACCAGAAGAUCGACGAAACCGAGGAUGAAUUUCAAGUCCGGGGAAAAGGAGGCUCUGGCCGCUGCCGAGAAGAAGGCCCAGGAGGAGAUGUUGCUGAGCGAGGCCCCCAAAGAGGUCGAACAGAAGAAGCAAGUGGAGAAACAGGCCCAAGUUACGCAGGAAGACCUGUUCUCCGCGCACGAUUUCGAUAUCAAAAUCGACCUAGAAGUUCCUUUACCUGCCACAACUGUCAACGUAGUUCCCAAAACCACCACGAAAGACUUGGCGCCCAAGCGCAGUUUGAAUCUUCAAGAUUACAAGAAAAAGCGCGGGCUCAUAUAGUAUUUUAUUUUAAAUCUCUCACCCUAUAUCCUUAGGUUUAUUAAUAUAGAUAUAGUCUUUAAGUUAUUUCCUCAUAAGUAAGUUUACAAAAUUGUACUUUAACGCAAAAGUAUUAGGCGAUAUAUAUUAUUAUUAUUAUAUACUCUUAUUUUGAAGUUUAUUUUAGACGUUGUGACGCGCUGUAAGCAUAAAAAAACGUUUUUAUUUUUCUAGCAAUAUAUUAUUUAUUGUUAAUUAUUUCUUCCCCCUGUACAUUUAUGACGUUCGUAGAAAGACAAGGAAACAAAAAAUGUAUUGUGAUUCUUUUUUUAGAAAAC
This is a messenger RNA of Sitophilus oryzae (rice weevil), 2531 nucleotides long. RefSeq names its product RNA polymerase-associated protein Rtf1. The transcript has 11 exons. Gene Ontology annotation, cellular component: Cdc73/Paf1 complex. Bases 91 to 2214 code for a protein of 707 amino acids. Gene Ontology annotation, molecular function: RNA polymerase II C-terminal domain phosphoserine binding; DNA binding. NCBI's taxonomy places the organism in Eukaryota, Metazoa, Arthropoda, Insecta, Coleoptera, Curculionidae. The record is from RefSeq and is a predicted model, not a curated record.